Molecule: messenger RNA, 1743 nt
Organism: Mesocestoides corti
Lineage: Eukaryota; Metazoa; Platyhelminthes; Cestoda; Cyclophyllidea; Mesocestoididae
Source: the annotation of a GenBank genome assembly
AUGGAAGUACUGUCAAAGGAACUGAGUAUUUUUUUCGAAAGUCACCGCCUCUCACAGGAAUCCCUGGCAUUGUCGUAUGGAACACCUGGAUACCGAUGCAAGGCUACGUUUUUGCAUGGCAUCGCUGCGAGAAUUGGUGCAUAUGCUUGUCUUAGGUCCGCUCAGCAGAAUGGAUUGGCCGUUGGCGUAAUGAUAACGGCUUCACACAAUGCUGCCGAAGAUAAUGGAUUGAAGUUAAUUAAUACUGACGGCGGCAUGCUAUCACCAGAUUUAGAACCCAGUGUCAUCGAAUUUGUUAGGAUGUCAGCGGACAGGAUUAAAAAGUGGUUAGAGGACUAUUUUGGCGAAAAACCUUAUGGUAAGAUUUUAAAACGCAUGGAAGACCCUAACAUUGAGCCCAUGGUAUUUGUCGGGUGGGACACACGCAAAUCAUCUGUCGGUCUGGCGGAGGAGGUAGAACAAGGCAUUGUCGCUGCUGGUGGAAAGUACGUCGACUUUGGACUCGUAACCACACCACAACUUCAUUAUUUAGUUCAGAAUCAGAGCCGUCAGCGAAUACCUGAUCGCAUUGAGGACUACGUGAGCGUCUUCACUAAUCGUUUCGUAAAGGCCCUCUCGACGCUGCGCGGUGGGCCAAUCAACCUGAACGUCGACUGUGCCCACGGGGUCGGUGCCCUCACACUGACUUCUCUUUCUACGAGACUCUACCUGGAGUAUAAUAAGCCAUCUUAUCCAUCAGACAGUCCGCAACUCUGUAUACGAACCUAUAAUACAUUGACGAGCGAUAAGGAACUGCUUAAUAGGGAAUGCGGAGCAGAUUUUGUGAAGCUCUAUAGCAAACAACCUAAAUUAACGCCCACUCCUCCGGAACCAUCGCCAUUUGCCCCCUCGACAAGGUGGGCAACGAUCGAUGGGGACGGGGACCGUCUGCUGUACUUCUUCACCUCACCAGCCGCCUCCACCGCCGUGUGUUUGCUUGACGGCGAUCGAAUCGCGGCUCUCUUCGCAACCUUCAUCGCAGACCAACUAAGGCAACUGGGGGGAGCUGGGCUUCACCUUGGGUUGGGUGUGGUCCAGACGGCCUACGCCAACUCUGCGUCGACGCGCUACUUCCACCGGGAGCUCGGUGGCACUUCCCAAGUCGUCUGUACUCUAACUGGGGUGAAGCACCUGCACAAGGCCGCCAAAGCAUUCGACUUUGGCGUUUAUUUUGAGGCGAACGGCCAUGGGACGGUGGAGCUUUCCCAGGCAGCAAUAGAUUUUGUUUCUACCCUCCCUGAAAAGCAUCCACUGAAGCUCUUCGUGUCGCUCGUCAACACGGCCGUUGGCGACGCCAUAACUGACAUUCUACUGGUGGAGUAUGUUCUUGCUGUGAGGGGAAUCAGGUCGCUUGCCGACUGGUUCGCCGUCUACACUGACUUGCCCUCCAGGCAACUCAAAGUGGUCAUCGCGGAUCGAGCAGUCAUAGAGACUACCGAUGCGGACAGGAAGGUCUUGAAACCAGAGGGAUUACAGGGCGCUAUCGAUGCUCUUGUCCAAAAAGUUGAUAUGGCAGUCAACACUCCUGGAAUUUCUCGUGCCUUCAUUCGCCCCUCAGGCACUGAGGAUGUGGUUCGCGUCUACGCUGAGUCAUCCAAGCAGGAUCUCGCCGACUGGCUGGCCGAGGCGGUUGCUUGUCUCGUGCACCGUCAUGCCAACGGAGUUGGUCCGGAGCCAGCACCGAUGGGUCCAGUCCCUACUUGA